Molecule: messenger RNA, 507 nt
Organism: Colletotrichum spaethianum
Lineage: Eukaryota; Fungi; Ascomycota; Sordariomycetes; Glomerellales; Glomerellaceae
Exons: 1
Coding region: 1-507 (168 amino acids)
Source: RefSeq, a predicted model, not a curated record
AUGCGCGUUUCUUCCCUCGUCGCAGCCCUGGCCUCGGCCACCACAGUCUACGCCGCUUGCGCAGCCGAUAACUGCUACAGAAACGUCAAGGGGCAAGAGAUAGGCAGCGCCUUCUGUGCUACAUUCACCACCGACAUCGUCACCGAAACAUCUGGUAUUCCCGCUGGGAUCUCGACAUCCUGUGGUGUGUCGCGCCUUUCCAGUGCCUGCUCCUGCGUCUACCCCUCCACCACCUAUCCCUCCGCCACCACAGGCCCGGGUUGCUUUCAGAAUGUCACCGUCAGCACGAAGACGCUACCUGCAAGCACAGUCAUUAUUACCGCCAGCGCAGAAACGGUGACGCUUCCGCGGGCUACGAUAACUCUUGGCUUCGCCAAUUCGACGGUUACCGUCUUCUCCACAGUUACCAUCACCGAUCCCCCCACCUUCCCAACGAGUAUCACCACUAUCCCAGCAGCCAAUUCUACAUUCACCAGAACGAACUCUACAAUCACCACAACCUUUUAG